AACCAAAAAAAAAAAAAAAAAAAAAGUGUGUAACGUUUCGUUACUCGUUACUAGAUGCCGCACCCGUUACUCAGUAACGAAUACAUACGGUUUGCUACAGCUCUAAUUAAUAUAUAUAUAUUUUUUCCUUCAUAUUUACGAAUGAAUUAAAUGGUGAAGAAAAAAAGACCAAAUACUCCCGUGGGCGACGUGGACAGCUGCAGUGCUCCCAACAGUGUGGGCGGGUCAGGCGCCCCCAGCCCCACGCCCGUGGACGCCCCGGACGAUGCCAAGGAAGACAAGAAGCCCGUCUGCACGUUCAAGGAUCCUGCCUUCCAGCACACCAGCAAGUCCAACAACAAGAAGCGGGCGUGGCGCUCGCUGAAGCAGAUAAUAGCCCAGGAGAGGGCGCUCCCGUGGCCGGACAGCUUCGUGCACUACAGCUCCGUGGACGCCCUGCCCUCGUUCUGGCCGGCCAAGAAGUACUCCGACAUCUCCGGGCUGCCGGCCAAGUACACGGACCCACAGACGAAGCUGUGCUACUCCAUGGCUGAGGAGUUCAGCACGGUGCGCAGCCUGCCCAUGGACAUCACGGCCGGCUACCUCGCGCUGCGCCGUGCCAACAACCCGGUGGGCUAGCGUCCGUCCGUCCGUCCCUCCCGUGUCGCCGGCCGGGGUCUGAUCAACCGAGUUCAUGACCGGUACGGGCCAUGCCAAACACAUGCCUUCGAAAAUGUGAUUUAAAAUAAAAAUACUGCUACCUGGGUAACUGUUCCAUUAACAUUACAUUUGGAAUUAUGUUAAAUACAUGCAGCAUUUAAGUUCUCCACUUAAGCUGUUGGAACAAGCCAGUAGUCGCUAAAAAUGUUUUGAGAAAAUUAAACAAUAAAGCCUUUGGAACUAAA
Bacillus rossius redtenbacheri is the source of this 884-nucleotide messenger RNA. RefSeq names its product INO80 complex subunit C. The transcript has 5 exons. Lineage: Eukaryota; Metazoa; Arthropoda; Insecta; Phasmatodea; Bacillidae. Gene Ontology annotation, cellular component: Ino80 complex. The coding region runs from base 151 to 618 and encodes 155 amino acids. The record is from RefSeq and is a predicted model, not a curated record. Gene Ontology annotation, biological process: chromatin remodeling.